CCAUCUCCAUCUGCGCGCCUGGCUUGCACGGGUUAACCGGGUGCCAGCCCUCGCGGAAGCACCUCUUCCCCGCCCUCCUUCUCUCGCAGCUUCCCCGCCCUCCGGCCCUGCUCGCCGGCUGCUUCUUUUAGCCUUCCUCCGCAGCGCUUUGCAAGCUCGCCGGGCUAUGGCGUUGACGCGCGCCCAGCGCUGCCUGGUGCAGGUGCUGCGCUGCUUCUCGCGCGCCUUCCUGGCGCUGCUCAGCCUGUCGCUGCGCGUCUCCGCCUUGCUGCGCUGGAAAGCCAAGGGCGCCCGCGGAUCGCGCCCUGCGCGCACCGUCCCGCCGCCCGACCAGCCGCUCCUGCUCCUUUCUGCCGGGGAGCUGGCGCGGCGCAUUCGCCGCAGGGAGUUGAAGUCUGUCGAUCUUCUUGAAGCAUACAUUGAGAGGAUCAAACAGGUGAAUCCACUCAUCAAUGCUAUUGUUAAGGACAGGUUUGAGGCUGCCUUGCAGGAGGCACAGUUGGUUGAUCAGCUGCUCUCUGAGGGACAUGAAGAUGAAGAAUCACUCCGGAAAAAUUUCCCCUUGCUGGGCAUUCCUGUCAGUGUCAAAGAAGCCUUUGCAUUAUAUGGGAUGCCCAAUUCCUCUGGAUUGGUCAACCGCCGCAACGUGAUCUCCACUACGGAUGCGAUUGUGGUGUCCCGGUUGAAGCAAGCAGGCGCGAUUCCCCUGGGGGUGACCAACUGCAGCGAGCUGUGUAUGUGGUUUGAGUCGAGCAACGUCGUCUACGGCCGAUCUAACAACCCCUACAACCUUGACUGCAUUGUAGGAGGCAGCUCAGGAGGUGAAGGUUGUGUCGUAGCAGCUGCUGGCUCUGUGAUUGGCAUCGGCUCAGACAUCGGGGGCAGCAUCCGUAUGCCCGCCUUCUUCAAUGGGAUCUUUGGACACAAGCCCAGCACAGGCGUAGUGCCCAAUGACGGCCAGUUUCCUGAUGCGGUUGGUCAUCGUACAAACUUCCUCUGCACUGGACCUAUGUGUCGUUAUGCCGAAGACUUAGAACUCAUGUUGAGAGUCAUGGCUGGACCAAGCAUUUCCAAACUGAAGCUGGAUGACCCGGUAUCUUUGCAAAAUUUAAAGUUCUAUUCCAUGGAACACGAUGGAGGGUCCAUUUUCCUCUUGCCGGUCGAUAAAGAAAUUCUUCAAGCUCAUCGGAAAGUGGUGUCACACCUAGAGACAGACCUGGGGGUUGAGGUGGAAAGUGUGGCUAUCCGGAAAAUGAAAUACUCCUUACAGAUCUGGUCAGCUAUGAUGUCUUUCAAGAGCAAUAAUAAGCAGGAAAAUCAAACCUUCAUUGAUCUGCUUGGAGACCACGGAAAACCAGUCUGGCCAUCAUGGGAACUGGUAAAAUGGAUGGUGAGACGGUCUUCUCACACUCUUCCAGCCAUUGCGCUAGGACUAGUAGAGAAGUUGACGAAAUACAACUCCAGGGCAAAUGCUAAGCUAGCAAGCAUGGCACAGAGCUUGCAAGCAGAGAUGGUGGAAUUAUUAGGAGAGAAUGGUGUCUUCUUGUACCCUUCACACCCUGUACUAGCUCCCAAGCAUCAUGCGCCUCUUGGCUCGCCUUUCAAUUUUGCCUACACUGCCAUCUUCAACAUUCUGGGCUUACCAGUGACACAGUGUCCUCUUGGCUUGAGCAAGGAUGGACUCCCUUUAGGCAUCCAGGUGGUGGCAGGACCCCAUAAUGACCACUUGACCUUGGCCGUAGCACAAUAUUUGGAGAAGGCGUUUGGUGGCUGGGUUCCUCCUGGCCAGUCCUAACACGAGUUUCCUGGGACCUGGAGACAAAAGAAGAAGAACAGUACCCCAUCUGUGAAAUCUAGGGCUAGGUGUCUGGGCCUGAGGUUUCCUUCCCUAGACAACCCAAGGGAAUAGACAUGGGGUCAUGAGCUUGUUCACCAGGCUAGAUCAUUCCUCCCACGCCAGCAAAGCCAAAGGGGUGAAGGAGUCAACUGGCUCUUCUCUUUGACUUCCUUGCUAGAUUUGGGGGAAGAAGCUGUCUCAGGGAAAGCAAGGCUGAGAGCAAAUGACGGGAUUGCGAGAUGCCCUUUUUGCUCUUUGUUCUGUCUAGUUUUAGACAAUAGUAGUGGUAGAAUAGGACUGGUGCCUUCUGAUGCUCUUAACUAUUUUUUUUUCUGCUUAGAAAUAAUUUUAGACCAAGAGAGAUCUUUUUUUUUUAAUUUUUAUUUUUAACCAACAAGACAAAACAGAAUAAAACAAAACAUAACACACAUA
Crotalus tigris (Tiger rattlesnake) is the source of this 2269-nucleotide messenger RNA. It is a transcript of the gene FAAH2, whose product is annotated as fatty acid amide hydrolase 2. The transcript has 11 exons. Bases 167 to 1795 code for a protein of 542 amino acids. NCBI's taxonomy places the organism in Eukaryota, Metazoa, Chordata, Lepidosauria, Squamata, Viperidae. The record is from RefSeq and is a predicted model, not a curated record.